AUGGGCUGGCGACAGCCUGUCGCCAGCGGUGCAGCGGACGCGAUGGCUCUGAAAGCUGAAGGUCAGGUAUGGCUACUCUCAAACACGGACCCAAAGGAGGACAUUGUGCAUGCCAACGACUCCAAAACAGAGAUGCAGCAACUGACACUGAGAACUGAGAAGAGAAGUUCCAUUGCUGAGGCCCUUGGAGUGCCGUCUCAGCCCAUGAAGCUAAAGAAGAAGGAGAAGGGCGUCACUAAGAGGACCAAGCUCAUUAAUGCUCAUUUGCCAGAGCUUUCUGAAAAUUUGGAAGGCUCUUCUAUUCUUGAUAAUGAAGACACGGAAGCUUACUGGAAGAUUUAUUACAAUUCCAAAAAGCUAUGGGGGGGGCUUACUGCAAUUUGGAAAGGCAUUAAGGCUUUGGUGCAAAACAUUGAAAGUUCUUGGUGUUUGCGUAAUCUACGUGGACCGCGAUAUUUUGCCCCCAAAAAUUCAAUAACCUCCAACGACCUCAACGAGACGACCAUGAUCGCUAAUAGCUAUCUCCGUCUUCAUCCAAAAUCGCUAGCUCUCGCUGCUGGGUUCAAACUCCCCCACCGUUCAAUUUGUUCUUCAUCCGAGCUCGAUUUGGACAUGGCAGCGACUCAAUUGGGCCUGAAGAGCAAUUCUCCCUAUAAAAAGAAGAGCUUUUGGCAACUGCUGGCGAUGAGUCGCCACUCUUCGCUCGAGAGCUCGUCGGAAGUUGAGAAGAAAAGGCCUGUUCAGUUCUUGAAAGAUAAGAGGAUAGUUCCUGAUUCGGAGCCGCCGAAUCCGAGGGAUGUUGGUUUGCUGCAGCAAUUCUUUGAGCAAAGGUGCAGUCGAAGGCUUGUUGUUUUGACUGGAGCAGGGAUGAGCACAGAGUCUGGGAUUCCUGAUUAUAGGAGUCCUAAUGGAGCUUAUAGUUCUGGGUUUAAGCCAAUUACUCAUCAGGAGUUUGUUCGAUCACGUAAAGCCCGAAGGCGAUAUUGGGCCAGGAGCUACGCUGGAUGGAGAAGGUUCACAGCAGCACAGCCGAGUGCAGCCCAUACUGCUCUUGCCUCUUUGGAAAAAGUGGGUCGAAUUAAUUUUAUGAUUACCCAGAAUGUGGAUAGGUUGCACCAUCGUGCUGGUAGUGACCCACUUGAGUUGCAUGGAACUGUUUAUACUGUAGCUUGUUUACAAUGUGGGAGUUCUAUGAGUCGUAACUUAUUUCAAGAACAAGUAAAGGCCCUAAAUCCAAAGAAAAUUUUGGGAAUUGUGUGCUUCAUUCAUUUGACCAAUAUCCGAAACCUUGUUUCUCAAGAAAGUCUUCAAUUGAUAAUCAGCCAGUUCCUCAAGUGGGCUUCAGCAGUUGAAAGUCUGGAAUGUGGAGAUCCAGGUUCAGACAAGAAUUUUGGCAUGCAGCAACGUCCUGAUGGAGAUAUUGAGAUUGAUGAAAAAUUCUGGGAGGAAGAGUUUGAUAUUCCUGACUGCGAGAAGUGUGGUGGGAUGCUAAAACCUGAUGUUGUCCUUUUUGGUGAUAAUGUCCCAAAAGAGAGGGCGGACAAAGCGAUGGAAGCUGCAAAAAGUUGUGAUGCUUUCCUUGUUCUGGGUUCAGCGGUGAUGACCAUGUCUGCAUUUAGAUUAGUCAGAGCUGCUUCAGAUGCAAAUGCUUCCAUUGCAAUAGUCAACAUAGGUAAAACACGAGCUGAUGAUUUUGUGCCAUUGAAAAUCAAUGCUCGAUGUGGGGAGAUACUGCCGAGAUUGGUUGGAAUGGGAUGUCUUGCUAUUCCUAAUGUUUAGCUGAAGAUACAGAGAAUUAUAGCCACAUUGUAUCAUUUUAUUAGUUCAUUCAUUUUUGGUUCGAAAAACUUUGGCCAAUUGUAUAUGUCAAAACUGUCAAAAACAAAUAAAUCCAUUGUUGUAAGCUCGUAAUAGCUGUACCCUUUUCUUGAAUUAUCAUCACCAUUCAGUCUCUCUA
Molecule: messenger RNA, 1957 nt
Organism: Asparagus officinalis (garden asparagus)
Lineage: Eukaryota; Viridiplantae; Streptophyta; Magnoliopsida; Asparagales; Asparagaceae
Product: NAD-dependent protein deacylase SRT2
Exons: 14
Coding region: 1-1779 (592 amino acids)
Molecular function (GO): NAD-dependent protein lysine deacetylase activity; NAD+ binding
Source: RefSeq, a predicted model, not a curated record